GUUUUAGCUAGAUGCAUAAAGUCAAAUGUCUUCGAAGGCUGUUUACGAAGAGUCCGCCAAGGCGAUCAUAUACCAUUCUAUUUGUUACUCUAAGCUUGCGAAAAACCCACUUCGCGUAGUUAAAACAAGUGAGGAUCUUUGUUUAGCGACCGAUGAGUGGAUAUUACACAACAAUCUUGUUAGUAAGCCCGAUGUCCUUAUAAAACGCAGAGGAAAAUUGGGGCUAGUUUUCGUAGGCCUCAAAUGGGUGGAUUUACAGAAGGAAAUAAAAAGUUUGUUGGGGAGUAAAUUCACGAUUGGUUCUACCUGUGGAAUUUUGGAUCGCUUCCUUAUUGAACCAUUUGUGCCACAUGAACAGCAAGAAGAGUACUAUCUAUGUAUGUACACACAAAGAAAUUCAAACGUUAUUCUUUUUCAUCAUGUUGGUGGAGUAGAUGUGGGUGAAGUCGACUCUAAGGCUAAACGUUUUGAAGUUUCAGUUGAAAGUAUUAUGAAAUCUGAUUCUGGAAUGAAAGCUGGUUGUUCUGCUGACCAAUUAUUGCAAAGUUCAUUACUUUCAGGAGUAAAAUGUCCAAAGCGCGCACGGAUGCUAGCUGAUUUCAUUGUUGAACUGCAUGCAGUUUUUGACAAAUUAUACUUCACCUAUUUAGAAAUCAAUCCAUUAGUUAUAUGUAAAUGGAAUAUGAAUGUAAACGAAGUUAGUGAUUGUAAUAAUCAUGUCAAUAAUGAUACCAACGAACAAUUAUACAUUCACAUAUUGGAUGUAGCUGCGAAAUUGGAUCAAUGCGCAGAACAUUUGUUCACUUCAAGCUUGGAAUGGUCAGUAAAUGGGAAAAUGUUGGAAUUUCCUUUUGGUUUUGGUAGAACUGAAACUAAAGAGGAAGCUUACAUCGCGAAAUUAGAUGCUCGAACAGGUGCAUCGUUAAAGUUAACCGUACUCAAUCCAAAUGGUCGUAUUUGGACAAUGAGUGCGGGUGGUGGAGCUUCAGUGAUUUAUGCUGAUACAGUAUGUGAACUAGCUGAGAAAAUCAAAGCAGCUGGUGGUGCCAGUCAAGGUGCAAAAGAUUUAGCUAAUUAUGGUGAAUAUUCUGGAGCACCAUCAGAGGAAUUAACUUAUGAAUAUUCAAAAACGAUCCUAACCUUGAUGACCACUGGGGAACCUCAUCCAGAUGGUAAAGUUCUAUUGAUUGGUGGAGGAAUUGCAAAUUUCACUAAUGUUGCUGCUACAUUCAAAGGUAUUGUACGUGCUUUGACAGAAUUCAAAGAACAAUUGCAAAAUCAUAAUAUACGUAUAUUUGUCCGUCGUGCUGGCCCCAACUAUCAGGAGGGUCUUCGUGUAAUGCGUGAAUUGGGUUGUAAUAUCAAUAUUCCAAUUUAUGUGUUUGGACCUGAAACUCAUAUGACUGCUAUUGUAUCAAUGGCAUUUGGUUUACGUCAAAUACCUUCACCUAAAACGAAUAAAAUUCAAUCAUCUUCAGAUACUCUGUCAUUGUACAGUUUCAAUGGUUCUAGUUGUGAACAUAAGAACUCAGAAAAAGUGACAUCAAUGGUGAACGGUCAAAAUCCCAAUGUUUCUGAGUCCUCUGCUGCCAACACUACUGGUGAUAACAAUCAUGAGAUUAUUUAUGAAGAACCACUUUUCACAGCGAAAACAAAAUGUUUAAUAUGGGGUUUACAAGUGAAAGCUGUUCAGUCGAUGUUAGAUUUUGAUUAUGCUUCGGGUCGUGACACUCCAAGUAUAGCAGCUCUGAUUUAUCCUUUCAAUGAUGAUCAUCAAUUGAAAUUUUAUUGGGGUGGAAAAGAAUUAUUUAUACCAGUUUAUAAGCAUAUGUUGAAUGCAAUGCAUAAACAUUCAGAUGCUCGUAUAUUAGUGAAUUUUGCUUCAUUACGCGUUGCUUAUGAUAUAUGCAUGCAAGCUAUGCAAGUUGAUCGUAUUGUUUCAUUGAAUCAUCAAGUGAAUGGAAUAGUGAAUGGUGACAUUCAAAACAUGAAUAAUAAUGGUUUAUUGGUUAAUGAAGCACAAAUAAAGUGUAUUGCUAUUAUUGCUGAAGGUAUACCAGAGAAUAUGACACGUUGUUUAAUACAACGAUCGAAAGAAAGAAAUAUUCUACUUAUUGGUCCAGCAACUGUAGGUGGUUUAAAAGCUGGUUGUUUUAAAAUUGGUAAUACCGGCGGAAUGACCGAUAAUAUACUUGCAUCAAAACUUUAUCGACCUGGAAGUGUUGCUUAUGUUUCACGUUCUGGUGGAAUGUCCAACGAAUUGAAUAAUAUUAUUUCAAUGAAUUCUGAUGGUGUCUAUGAAGGUGUAGCAAUUGGUGGUGAUCGUUUUCCUGCUUCAACAUUUAUUGAUCAUAUUCUACGAUAUGAAAAUAAUCCAGAAAUCGGUAUGAUUGUUGUCUUAGGUGAAGUUGGUGGUGUAGAAGAAUAUGCAAUUAUUGAAGCAGUUAAAUUGGGUAAAAUUAAAAAACCAAUUAUAGCAUGGUGUAUUGGUUCAUGCGGUGAAUUAUUAAGUGCUACAACAAAUACUGAAGGAUCUAUUCAAUUUGGUCAUGCUGGUGCAUGUGCUAAUUCUAUGCAUGAAACAGCUACAGCAAAAAAUCAAGCAUUAGCUAGUAUUGAUGGUAUACAUGUACCAGAAUCAUUUGAUGAAUUAGAUCUUUUAAUUAGGCGUGUUUUUGACGAACUAGUAAGAAGUGGUCAAUUAAUACCGAAACCUGAUCAUCCACCCCGUAUUGUUCCAAUGGAUUAUGCAUGGGCUAAAGGUGAUAGAUUUGGCGGUGCAUUGGAUGCUGCAGCACGUCAAUUUUCACAAGCUUAUGAUGCUGGUUUAACACCUGCACAAUUUGUUAAUCAAGAACGUCAAGCAUCACGUCUUAUCAUGGGUAUUGGACAUCGAAUUAAAUCAAUAACAAAUCCAGAUAAACGUGUUCAAUUAUUAUCAAAUUAUGUACAUGAACAUUUUGUAGCAACACCGAUUGUUGAUUAUGCAUUUGAAGUUGAGAAAAUUACCACUAAUAAGCGCCCAAAUUUAAUUUUAAAUGUUGACGGCAUGAUUGGUACAGCAAUGGUGGAUUUGUUAAGAAGUUCCGGCUGUUUUACACCUGAAGAAGCUGAAGAGUAUAUCACUAUUGGAACAUUGAAUGGCUUGUUUGUUCUGGGUCGAUCAAUCGGAUUUAUUGGUCAUUAUUUAGAUCAGAAACGUUUACAUCAAGGCUUAUAUCGUCAUCCAUGGGAAGAUAUCUCUUAUCUAUUACCAAAAUCAUCAUAGUUUUAAUCAAAUCGUCAUUUUCUAUGAACAUUCAACACAAUUAACAUUGAUUCUUCACAAUUUAUUUAUCAUUCUUUUUAUUAAUAUCAAUGGGAAUUUUAAAUUCAUUCGGUUUUUUCUUUGAUUUUAUAUAUAUGCAUAUAUUACCAUGAAAAUUGAAGAAAAAUUUCAAAAAAAGGUGUUUUUCUUUUCUUCUAAAAAGAAAAACUUUUUUUUCCAUUGAUUAAACUCUAUUUAUUAAUAAAUAUACGGUUGUGAACGUCCAUAUUUUUGUCAUUGUAUUCAAUACUACUACUACUACUACUUACUACCCUACUUACUUACUUACUUAUCCAUUCAAUUUAGUUACUUUCAACUUUUAAACAUUUUUAUUUUUUAAAAUGAAAUCAUCCAGGUGGAAGUUGGUUGUUUUAUUAUGCAUUUCACUUAUUCAUCAUUGUGUGUUUAUCCAGUUUUCUGAACUUGUCCAACAUUCCAUCCAAUUUGCCCCGUCUUGUCUAUUUAUCGAAUGUGUUUCAAUAUUGCCCCCAUGGAAUUUUUAAAAUAUUUUAGCCUUUCUUUUCUUCAAAGUUAUUCACUACUCAUAUACAUACACAUUGCAUGUAAAAUGCUCACACACACACACACACACACCCAUACACACAUGCAUUUGUUAGUUAGUACACUGAUAGCCAUCAUCAUCAUCAUCAACACACAUCAGAAUGGUUGUGGUCUCUUGAAAUGGUUGUGAAUACUAUUUAUUAUUAUUAUUAUUAUUAUUAUUAUUAUUAUUAUUUUUAUUAUUACUACGAUUGAUAGAAUUUCUAUUCUGAUUAGUAAGCUGUUUGUUUUUCUACAUGUUUGUUUUUAUUUACAAAAGAUUUUAACUUAUAUUCAUCAGUUUGACAGUUUGUUUUUCUCUUGUUUAUCUAUCCUAUUGAAUGAAUCAUUAGAGUUGGAGAUAAACUUUUUAUUUUAUUUUUUCCAUUCUAUGCACUAUAAACUUUCUUCUUCUAUGAAUAAGUAUAUUUAUUUAUUUGUUAAAGGAAAUGGUGUUGAACAAGUACUGUCUCCCCCCUCUCUCUCUCUCUCUAUCUCUCUCUAGUUCUUUCUAUCACAUAAUCAUGUAUGAGAGUUUGAUUAAAUGAUAACCAUUGAGGAUACAAAUACAUAUAUAUAUGUAUCACUUUCUCAUCUAAAUCUCUCCUUGGCUACUUUUCAUUCACUUUGCUAGUUAUUAUUAUUAUUGUAAUCCCUAAAUGAUUUGCGCCGUUUUAUUUAUUGUUGCCAUUGUUCUUCUUCUCUUCUUGUUCUCUUCUCUGUUUUUUCUAUUUUCCCAUUUGAAUUUUUUUUUUGGUUAUUAAAAAGUAGUAUUAUAAUAAAUUAUUUAUUAAUUAGUAA
Schistosoma turkestanicum is the source of this 4648-nucleotide messenger RNA. The record is from the annotation of a GenBank genome assembly. NCBI's taxonomy places the organism in Eukaryota, Metazoa, Platyhelminthes, Trematoda, Strigeidida, Schistosomatidae.